Molecule: messenger RNA, 1512 nt
Organism: Gossypium raimondii (Peruvian cotton)
Lineage: Eukaryota; Viridiplantae; Streptophyta; Magnoliopsida; Malvales; Malvaceae
Product: WAT1-related protein At3g28050
Exons: 8
Coding region: 125-1180 (351 amino acids)
Cellular component (GO): plasma membrane
Molecular function (GO): transmembrane transporter activity
Source: RefSeq, a predicted model, not a curated record
UUAAUAACUAAAAUUGAAAUGAAAGUGUCCACCUAUUUGCUUCACAGUCCAACUACUUAAAAUUCAGUCCUAGGAAGGACGUGGCACAGAAGUUGAUCGCAAGAACUGAAAUUGGGUCUGAAGAAUGAGGAAGGAGAUGAUUGGUUUGCCUAUUGUAGGGAUGGUAAUGGCAGAGGUUGCUCAAGUUGGACUCAUGAUAAUGGGCAAAGCAGCAAUGUCCCAUGGGAUGCCCAACUUCGUCUUUGUUUUCUAUUCCAAUGCUCUUGCCUCUCUCAUUCUCCUCCCUGCUUCUUUUCUCUUCCACAGAUCACACCGUCCUCCACUCACUUUCUCUAUUCUUUGUUGGUUUUUCUUGCUUGGCCUCCUUGGUUGCUUUGCCCAGAUUUCUGGGUAUGCUGGGAUAUAUUAUAGCUCGCCUACUCUGGCAACUGCCAUGCUUAAUCUCAUCCCAGGUCUCACCUUCAUCCUUGCUGUUGCUUUCAGGAUGGAAACACUGAAUUUGAGAAGUAGCACUAGCCAAGCCAAAUCACUGGGAACCAUAGUGUCAAUUGCUGGGGCAUUCAUUGUUACUUUCUAUAAAGGCCCCUCACUUUUGAUGGCACCCUCACAUUCAAGCUCACCUCAUCUACUUCUGGGGCAGCAGUCUAAUUGGGUCAUUGGAGGAUUUCUCCUUGCAGCUGAUUGCGUGUUUGCUUCUGCCUGGCUUAUUGUACAGGCAUCAGUUCUUAAGAAAUUCCCAGCUGAGCUUUUUGUUGUCUUCUAUUAUUGCUUCUUUGUCACCCUUCAAUCGGGAAUAAUCUGUUUGAUCAUGGGAGGAGAUCUUAGUGCUUGGAGCUUUAAACCUGAUGUGAGAUUGGUUGCUAUUAUAUACUCAGCUGUGUUUGGCUCUGCAUUCCAACUUGGGGUUUCUACCUGGUGUAUGCAUCGGACAGGUCCUGUUUUUGUUUCCACGUUCAAGCCUUUGGGAAUUGUUGUUUCAGUAGUCAUUGGUGUUAUCUUCUUAGGGGAUACACUCUUUCUUGGAAGUUUAGUUGGUGCAAUUGUCAUUGUUACUGGGUUUUACUCAGUUAUGUGGGGAAAAGCAAAAGAAGGGAAGUUAGACGUGCAAACUCAGGGGAUGAUGUCAGAAUCAAGCAGUCAAAAAGUCGCUUUAUUGUCAAAUAAUACCGGAGAACCGUAGGAGUUUUCUUUACAGUCAAUCAAAAACAGGGUAUCCAUUGCUGACAGUAGUGACUAAUCUUUUCAUCGCAAGUUCUCUUCGAGGAGGGAAACAGCUGGCCAUGAAAUGUGCUUUAUUCUCAUGAGUGGGGAUGACUACAUGAUUAAGGGAUGAGUUGAGUAACCACCACAUUACAUCUCAUUAAAUUAUUGAUAUUAAGAUUCUCUAAUUGAACAUAAAAGAUCAUAAGAGAAGCAAUAUGUAAAUCUAGAAAUCCAUUAGCAUUUUAAUUUUUAUUUUAAUUUACAAUAUGACAUGGGAAACCCUAAAACGAAAAACAAUUAUUUUCCACC